Molecule: messenger RNA, 1115 nt
Organism: Hylaeus volcanicus
Lineage: Eukaryota; Metazoa; Arthropoda; Insecta; Hymenoptera; Colletidae
Product: H2.0-like homeobox protein
Exons: 4
Coding region: 344-1039 (231 amino acids)
Biological process (GO): regulation of DNA-templated transcription
Molecular function (GO): DNA-binding transcription factor activity, RNA polymerase II-specific; sequence-specific DNA binding
Source: RefSeq, a predicted model, not a curated record
UCUGAAGAUGGCAGGAAUACCUUCGCUCAUUCAUCCUUAUGCACUUCCGUGAAAGUCAUUCUACAGCAGCUAAUUAUCUUCGUCGACUUCGGUGACUUACGUCCUCGUUAUCUCUAGUUCGAUGACGGUCGACUAUAAAAUUGUCAUCGAAAAUACCGUGUCUACUUUUGGCGGAUAGUUGUUGGUUUUGAUCAUGCAACAAACAGUGAGAUCGAGUGAUACGUGCUCGUGAGAAAUUGAUCUGUUAAAAUGUUGUGAUCGUUUAAAAUUGUCUGGUGAAACAGACGAAGUCUAAUUUAACAAGAUUAGAAUAAUUAGAAGUGAAUUUUAUUAAGUGCCAAAAAUGAACGAAAUCAAAACCCGUGUUGUGGAUGGAAUAAACUAUUCGAAGCAAUUGAAGUUCGGAGUGGAACGCAUUCUUUCGGACGAAAUUUCUUCGAAGAAGACAGAUGUGCUCAGGCCACUUCCUGUUCAAUUUUCUACCGUACGGUGUCCCUGCCCCGGAGGUUGCGUCAGGUGUGAAGGCCUUCGAAUGUGCCCUAGACCUCUGUACGGUCAAACGACGAUUCUCGGCAAUUAUGGUAACAACAAUCACGGAAACGGAAUCAUCGAAAAUUAUGGAAACAUCUAUCGGCCAGCACCUCUACGACCUGUCCCUCGAGCUCCUAUAACUUCCACAACGACACCAACCAGCCAACCAGAACCCAAUACUAGAAGAAAAAGGUCGUGGUCGAGGGCAGUAUUCAGUUCCUUGCAGCGAAAAGGGUUGGAGAGAAGAUUCUCCUUGCAAAAAUACAUAACCAAGCCAGACAGGAGGCAGCUCGCUGCGACUCUGGGUCUGACAGACGCACAGGUGAAGGUUUGGUUCCAAAACCGACGAAUGAAGUGGCGGCACACGAAGGAGAGCGAGAACGCUUCCUCGACGAAUCCUGAGGCGAAGGAGUUGUCUAAAAAAGUAACGAAGGAUAAUUUAAGGAACACGACCACAGAGAAGGUUGUUUCGGACGAAGAGGACGUCGAGAUCGAAGUCGACGUGUGAACUCUGGAGUGUACAUUAACGAUAAUCGAUACGGGUCUAGUUUGUAAUUUACGAGGAUAAGUUUGUACGAUAAAUA